Paramuricea clavata is the source of this 1683-nucleotide messenger RNA. The record is from the annotation of a GenBank genome assembly. NCBI's taxonomy places the organism in Eukaryota, Metazoa, Cnidaria, Anthozoa, Malacalcyonacea, Plexauridae.
AUGUGUGCACGUAAGAAACAUGUAAUUGACUGGAAGACAGUAAACGGCGCAUUUUCAAAACCGAGACGACUUCAUUUGGUCCAAGGUAGCGAUGGUUUGAACCGUUGUCCAAUACUUAGCUGCGAUCAUCCAGGAUUCGCAAGCCGAAGAGGCUGUCGCAAGCAUGUUAAAACAAUACAUGCCUGGUAUUACUAUUUCGAUGAAAAGCCAAAUGUAGCCGUCGAUACUUUGGUCAUUUCUACUGCCCCAAAUGUUGCAAACGGAAAAGGUUCAAACGUCCCGAGUUGUUCGACAGACAACGACUUCGCACGGUCGUUCUCGCAGUGGCUACAAAGCAGUUGUGGCGGGGGGAAAUCUCGUAAACAAUCGGACAUUUCAGUAUCGAGAGCCUUGAAGUUUGUAAAAUUUUGCUGCGACCAGAGUGCCGAGGCGGAAGAUGACGUGCUCUCCUCUACCAAUUUCAUCGACUACAGCUUGGGAUGCCCCCAGCUUUUGACAAAUUUUGUUGACAGUCUGGACACAAAAUGGGGUAUUGGACAAUCUGGACGGAUUGCUUACGUGACAAGCAUAUCGGACUUGCUGGAUUUUCGAAAGUUCAAUUCACCGCCCUCAUCUGUUCUUCAAAACUUUGCCGUAACCGAGGUUUAUGUGAAGAGAGCACGAAAGUGUUUGGCGAAGGACAUGAGAUCAAAUUGGACAACCGAUUUAGACAUAGAAACGCUGGAAUCGCAUCGAAGUUGGGCAAGCCUUUCUGAAGUACAAUCCGUGAUUCCAUUUCACAAGGAACGUUACCAAUCUGUUUUAGAAAUGUGCAUGGAAAAUCCUGAUUCAGUAAAGCCUUGCGACGUAACGUUUGCCACCCGAUUCAUCGCGGCAUACUUGUUUCUCAAAGUGAAAGGUUGUAGGCCCAUGACGUACCAGCAUCUAACUCUUCGUAUGUUUGAAAGUGCAAGAAGAAAUGACGGAAUGGUAGAUCAGAAAAUUUUCAAGACGGCCAAAAGAUACGGUUUCGAUAGCGUAUACUUCGACGAGGUUAGCAUCAAUUUUUUAGAACAAUAUAUUACGUAUGUCAGACCUCUUUUAAAUCCUAUUUGCGACUACAUUUUAGUCAAUCGAAAUGGGAAACAAUUUCAGAAACUUACAGACCUUUUGAGCGUGUUAGUCUUCGAAGCCAUCGGAAAGUACAUCCACCCUACCAGGUACAGACAGAUAAUUGAAACCGAAAGCUGCGUGGCACUUUUGCCAAAUGAACAAAAGUGGAUAUCAGAAGACCAAAAACACAGCUCGAAUGUGGCCCGUGUUCACUAUCAAAAGAAACGCUCUCGCCAAGUAGCAAUCCGAGGACGCUGGUGCAUGAGAAAAUUAGUCGAGACAGAACGUAAGACGGUGAACAGCGACGUGAAUACGAACAUGGAAAAUGAGAACGAUGUGACUAACUGUUUUCAUGGACCGGUUUCAGAAAACGACAACGCCACAGAUAUUGCGACUAGUUCGAGAGAGAAAUUGUUUCAGCGCCGUGCUGGUAUCCGAUUCACAGCCGAAGAGGAUGAGUACAUUAAGAUUGGCAUGAACAAAUUUGGCUUACGUUGGUCCAAGAUACUGCGUCAUCCGAACUUUACUUUUAAUCCCUGUCGAGUUCCAAACACUUUGCGAAAAAGGGCAGAAGCGUUAAAGUUAGUGUGA